Molecule: messenger RNA, 1744 nt
Organism: Peromyscus maniculatus bairdii (prairie deer mouse)
Lineage: Eukaryota; Metazoa; Chordata; Mammalia; Rodentia; Cricetidae
Source: RefSeq, a predicted model, not a curated record
CUGAAGUAUGGAGAAAUGGAAAUGAAGAAUUGCCAGGUGAACCAUGCCCGAAAUAUCUGGGAGCGAGCCCUAACAACUCUGCCCCGAGUCAGUGAGUUCUGGCACAGGUACACAUCCAUGGAGGAGAUGUUUGGCAAUGCCGCCGGUGCCCAUCAAGUGUUUGAGCGCUGGAUGGAAUGGCGGCCUGAGGAGCAGGCCUGGAACGCCUACAUCAGCUUCCAGCUGAGACACAAAGAGGUGGAGCGGGCCCGUACCCUUCAUGAACGCUUUGUGCUCGUGCACCCUUCUGUGAAGAACUGGGUCAAGUAUGCCCGAUUCGAAGAGAAGCAUGCUUAUUUUGCCCAUGCGCGGAAAGUCUACGAGAGAGCAGUGGAGUUCUUUGGAGAGGAGCAUAUGGACUCACACCUGUAUGCGGCCUUUGCCAAAUUCGAGGAAAACCAGAAAGAAUUGGAAAGGGUACGAGUUAUCCACAAAUAUGCCCUGGGUAGAAUUUCAAAACAAGGGGAACAAGAACUCUUGAAAAACUAUACCGUCUUUGAGAAGAAGUAUGGUGACCAGGCUGUUGAAGAUAUCAUCGUGAGCAAACGGAGAUGCCAAUAUGAAGAAGAAGUGAAGGCUAAUCCAUACAAUUACGAUGCCUGGUUUGAUUACUUGCGCUUGGAGGAAAGUGAGGCGGAGGCCGACACAAUGCGGGAAGUCUAUGAGAGGGCCAUUGCCAACGUGCCGCCCAUCCAGGAAAAGAGGCAUUGGAAGCGCUACAUCUAUCUCUGGAUCAACUAUGCAUUCUAAGAAGAGCUGGAAGCCAAGGAUCCUGAGAGGACUAGGCAGGUCUAUCAAGCGUCUUUGGAACUAAUUCCUCACAAAAAGUUCACAUUUGCCAAAAUGUGGUUAUAUUAUGUACAGUUUGAAAUACGACACAAAAAUCUGCCACUGGCCAGAAGAGCUUUGGGGACUUCCAUAGGCAAAUAUCCAAAGAACAAGUUAUUUAAAGGCUAUAUAGAACUGGAACUACAGCUUCGAGAAUUUGAAAGAUGCCACAAGCUUUAUGAGAAGUUCUUGGAAUUUGGACCUGAAAGUUGUACCUCAUGGAUUAAGUUUGCAGAAUUAGAGACAAUCCUUGGUGAUAUCGAUAGAGCCCGGGCCAUCUACGAAUUAGCCAUCAGCCAGCCAAGCUUAGACAUGCCAGAGGUCCUUUGGACAUCCUAUAUCCAUUUUGAGAUUGAGCAGGAAGAAACUGAAAGAGCACGAAACCUUUACCGACAAUUGCUUCAGCGAACACAGGAUGUCAAGGUAUGGAUCAGUUUGGCUCAGUUUGAGUUAUCCUCAGGGAAAGAAGCAAGUGUGACUAAAUGCAGACAGAUUUAUCAAGAGGUGAACAAAACCAUGAGAAACCGAGAAGAGAAAGAAGAGAGACUUAUGUUGCUGGAAUCCUGGUGAGGGUUUGAAGAUGAAUUUGGAACAGUAUCAGACAAGGAAAGAGUAGACAAACUCAUGCCAGAAAAGGUCAAGAAGAGGAGAAAGGUCCAGGCCCAAGAUGGGUCUGAUGCCGGCUGGGAAGAAUACCAUGAUUACAUCUUUCCAGAGGAUGCUGCCAACCAGCCGAACCUCAAGUUUCUGGCAAUGGCCAAGCUUUGGAAGAAACAGCAACAAGAAAAAGAAGCUGCCCAAUAGGAUCCAGAUAAGGACAUUGGUGAGAGUGAAUCCUCAUCUUUUUAAAUGUUGGAAAUUUUUUUAAUAGAAAUUA